Molecule: messenger RNA, 1194 nt
Organism: Guyanagaster necrorhizus
Lineage: Eukaryota; Fungi; Basidiomycota; Agaricomycetes; Agaricales; Physalacriaceae
Product: PR-1-like protein
Exons: 7
Coding region: 215-1096 (293 amino acids)
Cellular component (GO): extracellular region
Source: RefSeq, a predicted model, not a curated record
UAAGGCGUCACAUUUCCAUUUUAUAACUAGAGAAUGUUGUCUCCUAUUCACCAAGUGCUGAUGUAUAUUCCUUCCGGUCCCAAUGGGCCCUGGAGACGCGCGUCUCAUUCUGGUGUGGCCCAAUAAAUCCAUUACAUCUCUUUUCUGUUUCUUGGGUGCUGUACGACCCAUUCUUUUCAUUCCCUCAGCACGUUCCUUCAAAAAUUGAAAAACCAUGAUUUAUUCACUUGCUAUCGCGGUGGCCGUUCUGCUUGUCGCCCAGCCCUCUGGCGGGCUGGCGGGCCCUGCACUAGCAAAAAAGCAGUGGGCCGGUUGGUCGCCUGACCAGCUCUGUAGUGGAGGGGUCUACGGACGCGACCAACCUUGGUGGAUCUUCGCUAGCAUUAGCUCUGACUCUUGGGGAUCCUUCUUUUCGUCUCAGGCCUGCGAGACUGGUAGCUUUGCUAGCGCGACAAACAGCGCUUCGUGGCCUUCUGCUACUGAUGUUGAGACCUCCACGUACACUGAUGUCCCUUCUGUAACCCAGAUUUCUGUGGAGGAAUAUAGUCCAGAAUCCACCAGCGAAGCUGCUGUAGGAGAGACUACUGUUGAAACGCAAACACCAGUAGAAGGAAGUGGAGUUGAAAGCACUGCUACUGUGACCUCUUCUGCCUCUGCAUCCAGCUCUUCGUCCUCGGCAUCUUCAGGUGACAUUGACGCAUGGUUGACCGCACACAACACUGUCCGACAGCAACACGGUGCUGAUAACUUGACUUGGAGCGAUGAGGUCGCAUCAACUGCACAGGCAUGGGCUGACCAAUGUAACUUCGAGCAUUCUGGCUCGUCUUAUGGAGAAAACUUGGCUGAAGCUUCUGGAGAUGUGAAUAUUGCGGCUGCUGUACAGUUGUGGGCCGAUGAAGCUUCGGAAUACAACGCUAGCAACCCGACCUACUCGCAUUUUACGCAAAUGGUUUGGAAAUCUACUACGGAGCUUGGCUGUGGUUACGCCAAGUGUUCCAACAUUUAUUCAGAUUAUGGAGGUGGAGUACUUUAUGUUUGCAACUACAAUCCUGCUGGGAACAUUGAUGGAGAAUAUGCCGAGAAUGUCCAGGCUUGAAAGCAUUUAUGACAUCGGGAAUGUGUGGCUGGGCCACUACGUAUAUAUUUUGAAUUAUUUACAAAAAUGUAUCGAUACAUGGUUGAUCCACGAAGAUG